Lotus japonicus is the source of this 504-nucleotide messenger RNA. RefSeq names its product secreted RxLR effector protein 161-like. The transcript has a single exon. Bases 1 to 504 code for a protein of 167 amino acids. Lineage: Eukaryota; Viridiplantae; Streptophyta; Magnoliopsida; Fabales; Fabaceae. The record is from RefSeq and is a predicted model, not a curated record.
AUGUUAUGUACUCGGCCAGAUAUCUCGUAUGCACUAACCGUAACGAGUAUAUACCAGUCAGAUCCCGGUGAAGGUCACUAUAUUGCUGUCAAGAAUAUCCUUAACUACUUGAGAAGGACUAAGGACACAUUCUUGGUAUAUGGAAGGGAAGAUGAGCUAAGUGUAGUAGGUUACACGGACGCUAGCUUCCAAACUAACAAAGAUGACUCGAGGUCGCAAUCGGGUUACGUGUUCUGUUUAAAUGGCGGCGCUGUGAGCUGUGAGAGUUCAAAACAAGAGACAAUUGUUGAUUUUACCACAGGGGCUGAGUACAUUGCCGCUUCAAAUGCAUCAAAGGAAGUAGUUUGGAUAAAAAAGUUCAUUAUGGAACUUGGUGUGGUUCCUAAUAUUGUGGGUCCAAUUAGUCUCUAUUGUGACAACAACAAUGGAGUCAUUGUACAAGCUAAGGAACUUAGGUCUCAUCAACUAUCCAAACAUAGACUUAGAAGGUUUCAACUCAUCUGA